Molecule: messenger RNA, 5193 nt
Organism: Callorhinus ursinus (northern fur seal)
Lineage: Eukaryota; Metazoa; Chordata; Mammalia; Carnivora; Otariidae
Gene: BUB1B
Product: BUB1 mitotic checkpoint serine/threonine kinase B
Biological process (GO): meiotic sister chromatid cohesion, centromeric; protein phosphorylation; mitotic spindle assembly checkpoint signaling
Cellular component (GO): nucleus
Molecular function (GO): ATP binding; protein kinase activity
Source: RefSeq, a predicted model, not a curated record
UUCACGUCGGCCGCGCGGGACCGUUAAAUUUGAAACUUGGAGGGUUUGAGGUGGCUGUUUUGCCAAGGAAGCAGGUGCAAACUUUUGUCCCUCUGGUCGCUUCGUUACCUCGAAGGGCAAGUUGCAGAAGGAGGCCCAGGCGGUCUGCGACCCUGAAGAAAGGCCUGCGGCAGGACGAGGGCCUGAACCGGGAAUGCAGGAUGGCGGCGAUGAAGAAGGAAGGGGGUGCCCCGAGUGAAGCCAUGUCCUUGGAGGGAGAUGAGUGGGAGCUGAGUAAAGAAAAUGUCCAACCGUUAAGGCAGGGGCGGAUCAUGUCCACACUUCAGGGAGCAUUGGCGCAGCAAGAAUCUGCCUCUAAUGCUACUCUUCAGCAACAGAAACGGGCAUUUGAAUCUGAAAUUCGAUUUUACACUGGAAAUGACCCUCUGGAUGUUUGGGAUAGGUAUAUUAAUUGGACAGAGCAGAACUAUCCUCAAGGGGGGAAAGAGAGUAAUAUGUCAACAUUAUUAGAAAGAGCUGUUGAAGCACUACAAGGAGAAAAACGAUACUAUAAUGAUCCCCGAUUUCUUAGUCUUUGGCUUAAAUUGGGGCAUUUAUGCAGUGAGCCUUUGGAUACGUACAGUUAUUUACAUAGCCAAGGGAUUGGUGUUUCACUUGCUCAGUUCUAUAUCUCAUGGGCUGAAGAAUAUGAAGCUAGAGAAAACUUUAAGAAAGCAGAUAAGAUAUUUCAGGAAGGGAUUCAACAGAAGGCCAAACCACUGGAACGACUGCAGUCACAGCACCGACAAUUCCAAGCUCGGGUGUCUCGGCAAACUGUGUUGGCACUUGAGAAAGAAGAGGAGGAGGAAGUUUUUGGGUCUUCUGUACCACAACGAAGCACACUGGCUGAACUAAAAAGCAAAGGGAAAAAGACAGCAAGAGCUCCAAUCAGCCGUGUCGGAGGUGCUCUUAAGGCUCCAAACCAGAACAGAGGACUCCAAAAUCCAGUUCCUCAACAGAUGCAAAGUAAUUCCAGAAUUACUAUUUUUGAUGAAAAUGCUGAUGAGGCUUCUAGAGCAGAGUUGUCUAAGCCUACAGUUCAGCCAUGGAUAGCACCUCCUGUGUCCAGGGCCAAAGAGAACGAGCUGCAGCCAGGCCCUUGGAACACAGGCAGGCCUUUGGAAUAUAGGCCUCAUGGUGGUACAGCUUCUGUGACCACUAUACCCUCUCUGCUUCCCAGUUUUACUCCAUACGUUGAAGAAACUGCACAACAGCCAGUUAUGACACCAUGUAAAAUUGAACCUAGUAUAAACCACAUUCUAAGCACAAGGAAGCCUGGAAAGGAAGAAGGGGAUCCCCUGCGAAGAGUUCAAAGCCAUCAGCAAGAGUCUCAGGAGAAGAAAGAGAAGAUGAUGUAUUGUAAGGAAAAGAUUUAUGCCGGAGUGGGGGAGUUCUCCUUUGAAGAGAUCCGGGCUGAAGUUUUCCGGAAGAAAUUAAAAGAGCAAAGGGAAGCUGAGCUACUGACCAGUGCAGAGAAGAGAGCAGAAAUGCAGAAACAGAUUGAAGAGAUGGAGAAGAAGCUGAAAGAAAUUCAAACUACUCAGCGAGAAAGAAUGGGUGAUCAGCAAGAAGAGAAGAUGCCUACAAAGGAGACAGCUGAACUGCAAAUUGCUUCGGAGGCUCAGGAAAUACCAGGAAUGGCUCUAUCCAAUUCUGUUUGUCCAGGAAACUCUUGUGCCAGGGAGACUUCACUUGCAGAAAACUUUUGGCAAGAACCUCAUUCUAAAGGUCCCAGUAUACCUUUCUCCAUUUUUGAUGAGUUUCUUCUUACAGAAAAAAAAAAUACCAGUCAUCCUGCAGAUCCCCCACGGGUUUUAGCCCAACGAAGACCCUUUGCAAUUCUCAAGACUUCAGAAAGCAUCAACUCAAAUGAGGAUGUGUCUCCAGAUGUUUGUGAUGAAUUUACAGGAAUUGAGCCCUUGAGUGAGGAUGCUAUUAUCACAGGUUUCAGGAAUGUAACUAUAUGUCCUAACCCAGAAGACACUUGUGACUUCGCCAGAGCAGCUCGUUUUGUAUCCACUCCUUUUCAUGAGAUAGUGUCCUUAAAGGAUCUCCCUUCUGAUCCAGAAAGACUGCUGCAGGAGGAGGAUCUAGCUGUGAAGAUCUCUGCGGACCAGCAGACUGCUUGUGGCACCAUCUACAAUCCAACUCUCAGCGUCAAGAAGCUCAGCCCAAUUAUUGAAGACAGCCGCGAAGCCACACACUCCUCUGGGCUCUCGGGGUCUUCUGCCUCAGUUACAAGUUCCUCCUCCAUCAGAUGUCUUCAAAUUCCUGAGAAACUGGAGCUUACUAAUGAGACUGCAGACAACCCUACUCAGUCACCCUGGUGUCCACAGUAUCGCAGACAACUACUAAAAUCUCUAAUGGAGCUGAGGGCCUCUGCAGAGUUUUUUAUAGAAGAUAGACCAAUGCCUAAGUUGGAAAUAGAAAAGGAAAUUGAAUUGGGUAAUGAAGAUUAUUGCAUUAAACAAGAAUACCUAAUAUGUGAAGAUUACAGAUUAUUCUGGGUGACACCAAGAAACUCCGCAGAGUUAACCAUAAUAAAGGUAUCAGCUCAACCUGUCCCAUGGGACUUUUAUAUCAACCUCAAGUUAAAAGAACGUUUAAAUGAGGAGUAUGAUCAUUUAUGCAGCUGUUACCAGUACCAAGAUGGUUGUAUUAUUUGGCACCAGUAUAUAAACUGCUUCACCCUUCAGGAUCUUCUUGAACACAGUGAACUUAUUACCCAUGAAAUAAUAGUGUUGGUUAUUUAUAACCUUUUGACAAUAGUGGAGAAAUUGCACAGAGCAGAAAUAGUCCAUGGUGACUUGAGUCCGAGGAGUCUGAUUCUUAGAAACAGAAUCCACGAUCCCUAUGAUUAUAAUAAGAAUGAUCAAGCUUUGAAGAUAGUGGACUUUUCCUACAGUGUUGACCUCAGGGUGCAGCCUGAUGUUUUUAUCCUCAGCGGCUUUCGGACUGUACACAUCCUGGAAGGACAAAAGAUCCUGGCUAACUGUUCUUCUCCCUACCAGGUAGAUCUGUUUGGUAUAGCAGAUUUAGCACAUUUACUAUUGUUCAAGGAACACCUACAGGUCUUCUGGGAUGGGUCCCUCUGGAAACUUAGCCAAAAUAUUUCUGAGCUAAAAGAUGGUGAAUUGUGGAGUAAAUUCUUUGUACGGAUUCUGAAUGCCAGUGAUGAGUCCACAGUGUCUGUUCUGAGGGAACUUGGAGCAGCAAUGAGUGGGGUGUUUGACACCACUUUCCAAAAUCACCUGAACAAAGCUUUGUGGAAGGUAGGGAAGUUAAUCAGUCCCGGGGCUUUGCUCUUUCAGCAGGAUAGGCAACCAAAUCUCUCACAGAUUCCUGCCUAAAACCAGUGGUUGUAUUGUGGAACACUGGACCUGUGUAUGCUGUAAUUCAGUUUAGGACAUGUUUAGAUACACUACCAACACAUUGCUACUUUUGAGUAAAGGUAUAUUUCUAGGUUAACUGGCAUUUUCUGCAUAGCGCUGUAUCUAUUCUUGGCCUUGUCUAACUAAGAAAGAAGUGUUUUAUUCUUAAUGGACUCCAUAUGAAUGGGUACCUUAUUGUCAUUUAACACAUUUGUCUCUACUUUUCCCUGUACAUUUUUCUUUUGUAAUCUGUGACAUGUACCCUUAGGAUCACUAUGUGUGUUUUUUUUGAUCACUAUGUAUUUUUAAGUAAUAAAAUAGUAUUUGUUAAAUUUGUGCUUCUAACAUCUCAUCUACUUUUUGCCAACUAAGAUAAUAAAUGGCUUGAUUUCACAGACAGGAGCUGUUGUACCAUGGAAAUUUAUAUAUCCUAGACAUAGAACUGCCAUGAUAAAAUCAUAACAAGGCAGAAUAGCCGACCAUUCCUUUGGGUGUUCCUGACCUUCCACUAAGUGGUCUAGAUUUAAAAGUAGAUAAAAUGAUUUAAUACAAGGCCAAAUUUUCUUAAAUUUCAAGUGGCGAAGUUGUUUGUUCUGAUUCUAUUUUAAUAUUUUCAUUUUUUUAUCCACCAAACCCUUUCAUCUAUUUAUAUAAUCUCGUGGUGCUGCGGCUACUGGGUCUCUUGAUUAGGACUGUGGCUGUUAAAAAGGAAGAGAAAAGGUUUUGAAUGGGGUAUAGCAACCUUUCAGAAAUAGAACAAUCACCAUUCUACUACCUGCAGAAUGACUUGGUGGGGCAAGAGUUAAUAAAGGAAUGGAAGGAAGUUUUGUUGAUUGGAAGAUUUGAAGAGAGAGAGGCCAGGAUAAAAAGAUAACUUGGAAGCAUGUAAUAAUUUGGGAGAGACUAGAUCUAGAAGAAGUAUUAGAUCCCCAAACGGAAGCAUGGAUUAUACCUGGCUUUGGGCAGAGGGAGGAAAAUUGGAAGAAAGAGGCAAUGAAAAUCAUCUAUUUCAUAUCCAAAUAUCAAAAUUCUCAACUGUGCCUCCCUCCAUUGCUGGUGCCUGAUUUUUUUUUUCUUUACUCUAGUUGUCACUGUUACUGCUCUAAGAUUGCUGGAAAGCAGAAAAUUCUAAGUAUAUCUCAACUAAAAAUAUUUAAGCAUAUAUAGUUGAUGCACUGAAAUAUGACUUGAGUCUGAAAGAUAAUCAACUUAGAAGUUUUUGUUCUUAACCAAAACACAACUUUUCAAACAUUUUCACGUUUGCUUCUUGUACAACUGAUUAUGUAAAAUUAUAUAUCUGUAUCUUUGCUGUAAUUGAGCCCUUCUACCCCUCUGCUCUCCUCAUUUCUCAGUCCACCGUUUCGACACAUAAAACCCUUAGUCUGAGGAUGAACAGUAAAUUUAAAUUCUUUCUUAACAUAGGCUUAACUAUCAAUUAGUGACUUCUUCAAGAACCUUGGCAGCAAGGCUGAAAAACCAGAGCUUUGUCUCUGAAAGUCAGCUCUGAGGAGAGGGAAGAGAAUCUGGGGAAGUCCCUUUAUUAGAGAACUUGCAACUGUUUUGCCACCUCUCCCUCCAUUCCCCAUCUCCUCCAACCCUGACCCUUCUCUGUAGAGGGAAGAAAACAGUUAGGACCUGUGACAUCUUAGUUUCCUCUUUGCCUAGGCAUAAAACCACAAAGUGGGCGUGCUUCCAUUUCCCUUGUAUUUUAUGCUUGUUUGUCUUGGAAGAAGGAAGCCUCUGUUUUUUGGCAGAAGCUUCAAAUGAGUCUUAUUUCUUGUCU